AUGGAUAUAGUGGACGGAAUGCGUUUUCUGCGCGUGAGGUUCACGGAGGAGGUCCGCUCUCUCCCGUACCCCACAAAGUUCAUAUCUGCAGGGGGAGCAGAGUACUACAGAGUUCUCCACGACGGACAAAUGCCAGUGUGCAGGCUGUGUAUUAAACCCGGGCACAUAUACAAAGAGUGCCCGGAGUUUAAGUGCUAUGGUUGUGGGGAACAGGGACAUUACGCGAGGGAGUGCAGAGCCGGGGGGAGAGAGAGUGCGAAAGAAAAUAGCAGGAAUGAAGAAAAGAAGGAGGAGAUGAAAGAAAGAAGUGAGACAAGUGAAAUGGAAGAGGGGGAUGCGGAAGAGACAGGUGGAGAGGAGGAGGAGGAGGAGGAAGGCGGAGGGGGCAGAGGGAGCAGCGGGAGCGAUGUAGAGGAUCUAGGUGCCACGGUUGCUGAGCUGGAGGUCAGAGGUGCCAGAGGAAGAGUGGAUGGCGGGAAAGGUGGAGGAGCGGGAGCAGGAGAUGGCGGAGAUGAGAGAGGCGGCGAGGUCGGAGAUGGCGGGAGACGGAAGGCUGAAACAGAGGCUCACUACUCGGACGUGUCUGAGGAUGGUGGUGACGACGGAGACGGCGGGGAGGAUGACGGAACAGAUGAGGAAGAGAUGGAGGUGACGCGACAUCUGGAGAGGAAGAGUGUUGGGAAGCCGGAGGAGAUACCAAGGAGCAGAGGGGUGCAGCUAAAGGAAGAGGCUUCGAUCAUGGAGGAGAUGGAGUCCAGUAGGACUACGGCAAAGAGGAAAGCGGAGAACACAGAAGAGGGACAGAAAAGAUUGGGGGGAAAGAAUAAAGGGAGGAAAAGGAGUGGAAGAAAGAACUCCGUCUUUAACACCAUCUUCUCGGCUCUGCUGUCGGACAAGCUGUCCCCGCUGCACGUUUCUCACUCCACCUGCAGGAAGCAGUAUGUGAAGCUGGGGAUACAUGUCUCAAGACUCUUGUACCAUCAGCACCGGAUCCCCUCAAGGCAGCGUCCUUUCUCCUCUGCUCGUCUCUCCGUACACCAACACCUGCACCUCCAGUCUCCAGUCUGUCAAGCUUGUGGAUUUCGCUGACCGCACCAUCUACAUUGGACUCAUCUCUGGUGGGAAUGAGUCCGCCUGCAAGAGGGAAAUCGACUAUCUGGUGUUUGGGACCCCAAGUACUACUAACUCUAAACCAGAGUGUUUAGUAUGUUCACACUGAAAAAGUGACGAUGUGAAAUAAAUAAAUUAUACUCAAAAAAGUGAUUGUGCAUACUAUAAAAUGAACUGAAUGAACGCAGACAACAAAAGCAGAACAAAACCAAGAGGAAAGAGGAAGUCCAACCUCGUGUAACACAUCAGUUGUCCAUAGAAACUUUAUUGGGAUAUUAUAUGGGCUUGACAUGAUAAACUAAUUGGAUAGUGCCCUGGAACAAAAAUGUAUGUUAAAAACUUUAUUUUUUAUUCAUCAUACACACACACACAGUUGUCAGGUGCUGUGCUGCUGUUUUGAUUGUAUGAAUAGUCUCUAAAGUGCAUGGAAAAAAAAUUCUAUCAGGAGCAGAUCUCUUAUAUUGAGAACCUGUACAGUCUGUAAAGCACACUGAGACAAAUGUAUAAUUUGUGAUAUUGGGCUAUACAAAUAAAUUUGAUUUGAUUUGAUUUUUUUAAUAAAGUAGCU
Messenger RNA from Cottoperca gobio, 1678 nucleotides. RefSeq names its product golgin subfamily A member 6-like protein 2. The coding region runs from base 1 to 1089 and encodes 362 amino acids. The transcript is spliced from 2 exons. Gene Ontology annotation, molecular function: nucleic acid binding; zinc ion binding. NCBI's taxonomy places the organism in Eukaryota, Metazoa, Chordata, Actinopteri, Perciformes, Bovichtidae. The record is from RefSeq and is a predicted model, not a curated record.